Sphaeramia orbicularis (orbiculate cardinalfish) is the source of this 4869-nucleotide messenger RNA. RefSeq names its product forkhead box protein O1-A-like. The record is from RefSeq and is a predicted model, not a curated record. Bases 56 to 2074 code for a protein of 672 amino acids. Gene Ontology annotation, molecular function: RNA polymerase II cis-regulatory region sequence-specific DNA binding; DNA-binding transcription factor activity, RNA polymerase II-specific. Gene Ontology annotation, cellular component: nucleus. Gene Ontology annotation, biological process: regulation of transcription by RNA polymerase II. NCBI's taxonomy places the organism in Eukaryota, Metazoa, Chordata, Actinopteri, Kurtiformes, Apogonidae. The transcript has 4 exons.
UUCACUGUGGACCAUAGAAGACACCGCUGUCUUUUCAUGCUGUUUUAUUGCUGAUAUGGCUGAGGGACCGCCUGCACAGACGCAGCCGGUGGAAAUAGACCCAGACUUUGAGCCUCUCUCCCGUCCCCGGUCCUGCACCUGGCCGCUCCCGGACCUCAUCGACCCGGCCAGUUCCAACACAUCCUCCCCGGCGCCGUCGGUGCAGCAGGAGCCGGUGGGGAACCCUGAGUACAUCAGUAACCUGGCUCUGCUGGAGGAGGACUACGGCGAGUAUGCAGAACACAAACCACCGGUGCCCUGUAAUGAGUACCAGUGUCUACAGGGAAGCAGUGUGCAUCUGCCUCCUCAUCAUCACCAUCAUCAUCAUCAGCAGCAGCAGCACCAUCAUCAUCAUCCAACCCAGCCUCAGCCUCAGCCUCAGCAGCAGCUCCUGAGCCCACAGCUGCCUCCUCAACAACAGGUGCCUCCUCCUGGUGUGACACCUUUGGGUGGCCCCAGUCAGAGGAAAAGCAGCUCGUCCCGUCGGAACGCCUGGGGGAACAUGUCCUAUGCUGACCUGAUCACCAAGGCGAUAGAGAGCUCACCUGAGAAGAGACUAACCCUGUCUCAAAUUUACGACUGGAUGGUCAAGAGUGUGCCUUACUUCAAGGAUAAAGGAGACAGUAACAGCUCUGCAGGUUGGAAGAACUCCAUCAGACACAACCUUUCCCUGCACAGCCGCUUUGUGCGAAUACAGAAUGAGGGAACGGGAAAAAGCUCCUGGUGGAUGUUGAACCCGGAGGGCGGUAAGAAUGGAAAGUCACCGCGACGUAGAGCUGCCUCCAUGGACAACAACAGCAAGUUUGCCAAAAGCAGAGGAAGAGCAUCAAAGAAGAAGACAUCUCUACAGGAAGGGGUUGAGGUUGGAGCAGGCAGCCCUGGGUCCCAGUACUCAAACUGGCUCGGUAGCCCCAACUCCCACAGCAACGAGGACUUCGAAGCCUGGGGCACCUUUAGGACCCGAACCAGCUCUGACGCCAGCACUCUGAGCGGCCGUCAUUCACCUUUCCCCUCUGAACAGGAUGACGUAGGGGAGUCCGAUGUCCACAUAUUGUAUCCCUCGGGGCAGGGGGCGAAGAUGACCCCCGCCCUCCCCAGCCUGUCAGAGGUGGCUGGAUCCAUGGGCCGACACAGCUCAGAGAAUGUCAUGGAGAACCUGCUGGACAACCUGAACCUGCUGUCACCUAAAAACCCCCAGCUGGGCUCUGACUCCUCACAUUCAUCAAAUGCCCCCCUGCUUCAGAAUAACCCUUACACUUCCCCUAGCUUAACCCCCCACCAUCAGCAGGACUACCGUAAGUGCAUGUACAACCAGGUGAGGAUGAACUCGUUGUCCCCUGUCCCCAUGCAGACGCUUCCAGAGAACAAGGCUGGCUUUGGAGCUUAUGAGAACCAUUAUAACUGCCCUCCUGGCCUCCUCAAAGAGCUGCUGACCUCUGAUGCAGAUGCCAGCAGGGACAUGAUGCCCUCUAGGGACUCAAUGGUGCCUCAGGUUGGGAGGGGGGGUUGUUUAAUGCCUACUUACAACAGCCAGAGCCAUGUGGGGGGGCAUAAUGAAGUAAAAAUGAUGAAUCCUCCUCAAACUCACCCAAUUCCUCAUGUAAGUCCACAAUCCAUACAUAGCCAGGGUCCCUUAACCUCACGAGACCUGAAUAGCUGUAACAUGAUUCCUCUGACUAGUCUGAGUAGCAUGUCAGGGGCCUCUCCUCGAAUGACCGCCCUGAGGACAUGCAUGCAGCUGCCUCAUGGACACCCAGCACACGGUAAUGAUGUCACAACACAGCACACAGGCCACAGCAGCAGCAACGGAUACAGGGAGCUGAAUGUGGUUCAUCCACGAGGUCAUCCCCUAGAGCGACUACCUAGUGACCUGGAUAACAUGUCCAUCGAGAGGUUCGAGUGUGACAUGGAGUCAGUGCUCCAUGAUACCCUCAUGGACGGAGGAGGGCUGGACUUUAACUUUGACCCUGCAGGAGGCCCUCAGGGUUUUCCCCCUAGGGUAAAAACCACCUCGCAUAGCUGGGUGUCAGGCUAGAACAUGCUGAUCCUGAGGCUAUUGUUCUAACAGUAAAUAUAUGUAAUAAAUUAGAGAGGCACUCAAGGACCCACAGUCCUGCGGGAUAUCGAAAAUUUAGCCGAAUCUGAAUUUUAGGCCUUGGUGUUAAUUUGAUCAAAUAUGUAUCAAAGUUAAACCAGAUGACGGAAAAAACAUAAAUAUAAACAAAAACCCACUAGCAAACACCUGCAAUCAAACAAUGCUGUUUAACGUCACUGUUGUGUAAUUCAGUCACACUUACAAAAAUGUGAAAAAUCUUUAUAGUAGUUUUUAUUUAAUCCUGCAGACAGGUUAUGCGAUCUCUCUUGGCAACAGUAAGAAGUACUUAAUAUUUUAAAAGAAUAUUUCUCAUCCCUCCCAGGUGUUUCAUACCAUCAUGCUACUCAUUUCCGUAUUCAACAACAAAAAAAAAAGCCACUGUUAGGAUUCUCCCGCUGUGGCUUCUUCUGAGGUUUCCACCAAUAUUUUCUUUUAUUUCCAGCACAGGGUUCUUUUGUUUAUUUGAGGGGAUGGGGGGGUUGCCUGGACAGAGGGUAUUGUAAAUUGUAUAGAUUGUAAAGCCCUUUGAGGCAUAUCAGUGAUUUGUGACAUUGGAUGAUAUAAAUGAAUUUUGACAUAUUUCCAUAUCUUUAAUUGCAGGUCCACGCAUUUUCAUUAAUUAGCAUUUAGGAGACAACACUGUUUACGCACAAAGAUUCAGAUACUGAAAUAAGACACAACUCGUGUGCUAUGUUUACAAUUUCAUGUUUAAAAACUGGAAAUAUAUAUAUAUAUUACAGAUUUAUGGUAAAUCACAAUGCAAUAACUGCUCAAAAUAUAGGACCCUUAGGCAAUCUGAUAUGUUGGUCUAAUGUUCCCAUCACAUUUCAUGUGACGGUGCCACUGAACAAUAAAACAGACUUCUCUGAGAAAACCUGAAGGACUGUACGGUGCAAUGAAAAAUCAACAUUUCACAGAUACAUCAGGAAUAAUCAUAAACGUAGUUGGGGUUUAUUACAUAGAGCUGAAGUCCCACCCCUUCUGGUUCUGCCCCAUGGGACAAAAAAUAUUAAAGUAAAUGGUGAAAGACAAGUCAUUUUUGGAUCCCAUUUACUCAUAUUUUUGUCAAUUUGAAAGAUCAUUUAAAAAGUCAAGAAAGUUGCAGUUUGUUGUAAAACUAUCAGACUGCAGAAAUACAUAAAUACAAUGACUACACAGCCAAAAGUCACAAAGAUGACGUUAUCGUUACUGUUUCUCUCCAGGAGCUGCUGAAAAUCUCUGUACAGCUUCAACAUACCCAGACUUGUGCUGAUUUCCACCUCUUUUUAAACUUUUUGAACUUUCUCUUGAAGAAUGAGGUAAAAUAUGCCAAAGCAGCGGCUGUUUUGUUAUUGCUGACGUGCAUAUUUGUACACAAAGCUAGAUUUUUUGUCACUAUCUUUACCUAAAAUUGUGACUUUCUCAACUCAUGAAAAUUUGAUGAACAUCAUAUGAAUAAACAGUGGCACAAUUGAAAUGCGAUCUUAAAUCAUUUGUGUUUCGCCAUUGACUAUCGGGACUUCGGCCCUCUACAUCCUCUGCAUCUUUACCAUGGCUAUGAAUAACUGAGUUCGGCAGAAAAACACACAACAAAUAAAUUAUCAGUCGAAUGAAUCAGUCACACCCUAAUAGUUGAUACGUUAUGCAUUCAGAUAUUGCAUUCUGAUGGACCAAACAUCAGCUGAAUGACAUAAAUGUUAGUUUUUCAGGGUCACAAUGGAGAGAGAUUAAUUGAUUGUGCAGAAAUGACUGUAGUUGGUUAAUUUUGCAUCAAGUAAAGCAUAUAAAACUAAAAAUCUUCAAUCAUUUAAUCACAAGGCCGGAAUGUAACAAGACAGAUGUGACGGUACAGUACUGUCAGCAGCACUCACAUUAUGUAUCAGCCAUAAAUGCUUCGUUUUAGGUCUCAUUAGUGACCCUGAGACAGACUCUGUGAUCAUUCACCAUUCUAUGCUAUAUUUAUUUAUGCUUUCUGUAAUUAUUUUCUGUAAUGGACAUCUGCUUCCUAAUGUUUGUAAAUUUAAGAUGUGUAUAUGCUGUGUGCAGUUUAUUAUAUACUAUUUUAAGUUACGUGAUAUUCUUAUGCUGUAACAUAUUUAACAUGCAAACUGAUAUUGAAAGAAAAUUUAACAUCAUUAGAGGUGUUGCCUCCUAAAAACAGCUUCAAGUCAUAUAUGAAGUGGUUUUAUUUUGUCAUUAUGCAAAGAGAUUUAAUACCAGACAGACAAGAUAAAGAAGCUAAUAAUAAAAAACAAAUGGAGAUGAUCUGUAAGCAGCUACAGUUUUGAUGCACCAAAGACUUUUCUACUUUUCCAAACAAAUUUCAGUUUCAUUUGGAAAAAUUGCAGUGCUUAUAUAGUCUCGCAGACUCAUAAAGGUGUAAAUAUUAUUUUCUUGAUUACAUUUUUUUGUAUAUGAAGGCUUUGUUUGACUUGUAAGGCUUAAACAGAAGUAUUAUACCGCUAUGACUUUGUUAUACAUUGUUGUUUACAUAGCUCAGUUAAAACUAUAUCUAUAAAUAUAUGAACACACAUACCUCAAAAUAUUUUACCUCUCAAGUGCUGAAAGGAUUUUUCCUGCCAUGUGUCGCAUACAUGUCUUCACCUUUAGGAUAGUAAUACUUAUUUCCUUUUUUGUAUUUGAUUUAUGCUGAAAUCAGUCGUUUUUAUUCAGUGUUACAGACCUCGCCUUGUAUUUUUAAGGUUUUCUUGUGCUUGAGGACAAUAGCCAUUAGUUUAUAGCAAUUAUGUUGUGAC